GCAGACUUAAUUGAUGCUUUGGCCGUGAAAUGCGAAGAAGAACCAUAUAAAAGACACCUCUUGAUCGAGUAGAGUUAUCAUUCGCUUGUUAACAGUUCAUCUGUUGAGACCAAUCCAACCGGAGCAUUCAAUCAUGAAGGUGUUCGUAGUGUUGUCCAUGGCCCUGGCCAUUGCAUCAGCAGCCGCAGUUGACGAAUCCGCCAAGAAGGACAAACGUGGCCUGUGGGAAUUGGGAUCGUACGAAAACCAUCAUGGUCUGGAAUUGGACAACUACAACCAUCAUCACUUCGAUCAUCUGGGUCACAAGGAAGUCAAGAAGGUGACAACGAUCACCAAGAAAGUCCCAGUUCCAUAUCCAGUGGAGGUCGAGAAGCAUGUCGCCGUUCCAGUGAAGGUUCCCUACCCGGUCGAGGUCGAGAAGAAGGUCCCAGUGAUCGUUGAGAAGAAGAUCCCGUAUGUCGUCGAAAAGAAGGUUCCAUACCACGUCGAUCGUCCAGUUCCAUAUCCAGUCGAGGUCAAAGUGCCAGUUGUCCACAAGGAGUACGUCGAAGUGCCGAAACCGUACGCAGUUCAUGUCGAGAAACCCGUCCCGGUCUACAUCCAGAAGCCAGUUUACGUCGAGAAGCAUGUUCCGGUGACCAUCAAGGUCAAGGAACAUCAUCACGAAAAGAAGGGCUGGGGAUUGUUCUAA
This is a messenger RNA of Uranotaenia lowii, 691 nucleotides long. Its product is annotated as titin-like. Bases 134 to 691 code for a protein of 185 amino acids. Lineage: Eukaryota; Metazoa; Arthropoda; Insecta; Diptera; Culicidae. The record is from RefSeq and is a predicted model, not a curated record. The transcript has 2 exons.